This is a messenger RNA of Gambusia affinis (western mosquitofish), 1813 nucleotides long. RefSeq names its product phenylalanine hydroxylase (gene pah). The transcript has 13 exons. Lineage: Eukaryota; Metazoa; Chordata; Actinopteri; Cyprinodontiformes; Poeciliidae. Gene Ontology annotation, biological process: L-tyrosine biosynthetic process; L-phenylalanine catabolic process. The record is from RefSeq and is a predicted model, not a curated record. Gene Ontology annotation, molecular function: iron ion binding; phenylalanine 4-monooxygenase activity. Bases 63 to 1442 code for a protein of 459 amino acids.
ACGCACAGGAGAGGCUCAGAGACGGAGAAACCAGCAUCAGAUCAUCAUAACCUGCGGAGACGAUGGACGCCGCUUACAAGAGAGUGAACGGAGACUACAGCCCGGAGGAAGAGACAGGAGAGCCGGGCACUGGGAAAAGAAGGAACUCGUAUCUGGAGGAAGACACCAGCAGGAAGUCGGAGGUGAUCACCUGCAUCUUUUCCCUGAAGGAGGAGGUUGGAGCUCUGGCUAAGGCCCUGCGGCUCUUUGAGGAUAAUGGCAUCAAUCUGACACACAUCGAGUCCCGUCCUUCACGGAUGAACAAAGAAGAGUACGAGUUCUUCAUCAGUGUGGAGCCCAGCUGCUCUCAGGCCCUGGAUGAGGUUAUCGACAGCCUACGCACGCAGAUCAGCGGCCAUGUGCACGAGCUGUCACGCAACAAGCAAAAGGACACAGUGCCAUGGUUCCCGAAGGACAUCCAGGACUUGGACCGCUUUGCCAACCAGAUCCUUAGCUACGGUUCUGAGCUGGAUGCUGAUCACCCGGGCUUCAAAGAUCCGGUGUACAGAGCCCGCAGGAAGGAGUUCGCUGACAUCGCCUACAACUACAGACAUGGCCAGGCCAUCCCCAGGAUGGAGUACACAGAGGAGGAGAAGGCCACAUGGGGAGUUGUGUUCAGGGAGCUCAAGGCUCUGUACCCGACUCAUGCCUGCCGCGAACACAACCGAGUUUUCCCUCUGCUGGAGGAAUACUGCGGCUACAAGCCGGACAACAUCCCGCAGCUGGAGGACGUCUCCCGCUUCCUGCAGUCCUGUACUGGUUUUCGGCUCCGCCCAGUCGCCGGUCUGCUCUCAUCCCGGGACUUCCUGGCCGGACUUGCCUUCCGAGUUUUCCAUUCCACGCAGUACAUCCGUCAUGGCUCCGAGCCCACAUACACACCUGAGCCGGAUGUUUGCCAUGAACUCCUGGGACACGUUCCUCUGUUUGCUGACCCUGGUUUUGCCCAGUUUUCUCAGGAAAUUGGUCUUGCUUCUCUUGGUGCCCCUGAUGAGUACAUUGAGAAACUCGCUACUGUUUACUGGUUCACCGUUGAGUAUGGCCUCUGCAAGCAAGGCUCCGACAUCAAGGUGUACGGAGCCGGUCUGCUGUCGUCGUUUGGAGAGCUGAAGUACUGCCUAACAGAUAAGCCCCAGCUGAAACCUUUUGACCCGGAGAAGACCAGCCAGCAGAAAUACCCGAUUACUGAGUACCAGCCCGUUUACUUCAUUGCUGAGAGCUUCGAGGAUGCCAAGGAGAAAGUGAGGAAGUUCGCCGCCACCAUCCCCAGGCCGUUCUCGGUGCGCUACAACCCCUACACCCAAAGCAUCGAGGUCCUCAACAACACGCAGCAGCUCACCAACCUGGCAGACUGCGUCCACAGUGAGCUGGGGAAGUUGUGCGAAGCCCUGAAGAAACUGCAGUAGCUGCUGAUCCAGUUCAUAUAAAAUGAUUGUUCAGUUUCUCUUGUUUCUUCUCAGUUUAGCUUAAUGACAAAUAUAGCAUACUGAAUAUUAGGGUAGAAAAUGUAUGAAAUAAACUGUAGCAUGAAAUGUAAACAGGAAUGUUUCGCUCAGUAUUAUAGCUGCAUCAAUGUUACUGAAGUUAUCUUUAAAAAUAGACGUAUUUGGUAGUCAACAUCUUUUAGUUAACUUUUGUUGAAUAUAAAUUUCACUUGUAGCACUUUUCAUUUCUCUGAUUUGUUUCUACCCAUUUUGUAGAGAAGAUUUUUCCUGUUUCCACGUUUUACGUCUGUCUGACAAAUGAUUUUUAUGCAUUAAAAUGUAAUGAAAAUAAA